Serpula lacrymans var. lacrymans S7.9 is the source of this 201-nucleotide messenger RNA. RefSeq lists its product as uncharacterized. Lineage: Eukaryota; Fungi; Basidiomycota; Agaricomycetes; Boletales; Serpulaceae. The transcript has a single exon. The record is from RefSeq and is a predicted model, not a curated record. Bases 1 to 201 code for a protein of 66 amino acids.
AUGGACGGAGGCCUUUCGCUUGUCGACGAUGAAGAACAGACAUGCACUCAUAUAUGCAAGUAUAUGUAUGCGCAUAUAUCUGUAUUCUGCGAACUUGCGUCAAAUGCCAAAUUCACUUCCUGGUACAACAUGGAACUGAUCGAUGCGGAGAUGAACAGUAGCUUCAAAAAUUCAUGUCAUGGCAUCAACUGGAAGUACUAG